Molecule: messenger RNA, 677 nt
Organism: Aspergillus piperis CBS 112811
Lineage: Eukaryota; Fungi; Ascomycota; Eurotiomycetes; Eurotiales; Aspergillaceae
Exons: 1
Coding region: 244-609 (121 amino acids)
Source: RefSeq, a predicted model, not a curated record
GCAUCGGUUGACCUGCUCCAUCCAUGGUUAAUCCAGAAGGGUUCCGUAAGGGGCAAUGGAGUCCGUAUUGACACAACCCAUUGCCAACCCAUCCACUACAAUUAUUGCUGCGAGGCAUGACGUCCCACCGCUGCGCUGUGUUCUCCCCCCACUACGGAUAGCAUCGUCGGGUUCCGCGGUUGUAAGAGCGAGAAAGCACCAAAUCCGUUGCGAAGCGGAGAUCACAGUCGUGGGGGAGGGCGCAUGGACGAUGGCGGUGGAAAAUUCGAUCACGGUGUGUGUUUAGUGUUAGUUUGUACCCGCAGUCGCUUGUCGCCACCGCCAUUCAAGGCGCUGACGGGCCGGUGGAGUCGCGACAAAACAGAGGCUCCAUCCACCGGGCGGGGGGGCAAUGCUGAUUCUUAUUUUGCCGGAGGUGCAGGUGGUGGGAAAAUUACCCCUCUCGGCUGUCCAUGUACUGCAGAUGGUUGCAUUGUUUCUGCAGCCUGGGAGUCUGUGUCCGUUGCGUUGACGAUCGUGAUGCUGUCGAUCAAUGGACAAGAGGCCUCGUCGCGGGGUCACUACAGUGCUUGGGAACAUUCACCAUGCUGUAUAAUGGUACAGGUGUAGAACAUAGUAGAGAAAGCUGUAGGUUGUAGUAUAACAAACUGGAGCAGUUGCCCUGAGCUGCCAACAAG